Messenger RNA from Podospora pseudocomata, 750 nucleotides. RefSeq lists its product as uncharacterized. The record is from RefSeq and is a predicted model, not a curated record. Lineage: Eukaryota; Fungi; Ascomycota; Sordariomycetes; Sordariales; Podosporaceae. Gene Ontology annotation, molecular function: oxidoreductase activity. Gene Ontology annotation, cellular component: mitochondrion. The transcript is spliced from 3 exons. The coding region runs from base 367 to 750 and encodes 127 amino acids.
AGGCGAUAGACAAUGUGCCCAGCUUGUUGCUAUUAUCAGCUCGGAGAGAGCGCUUUUGUGCUGUGUACAAGGAGGAUAUCCCAGAUCGGAGCCGAUGGUUUUAGGGCCGAGACAACGGAGAUGCUAGCGGCUUGGCAAAGAAUUGGAGCGGAACAAGGAUGGAAGCUGCAGCAUCGUGAUCUCCGAUUGGUUAGAGCUCCCCGCUUGAGGUAAGUGGCCCAAGCUCCCAAGACGCUCACGGUGUUUGCCUGCUGCGGACUUCCUUGCAGUCAACAACGACAUCCAACCACAGUGCAAACAAAGCAACCAGACCAACAUAAGCCCAGACACACCAUUUUGAGCCUCAAAACAUCAAGUGAAGACAAAAUGGGUUUCUUCCGCAAGACCAAAGAUAUCAUCACCCUUUUCCACAAGGCUAGCUCGCCAGGCUCGAAACGAGUGGCUGCUUUGCUCAAGCAAGCCCAGGUCGAGGCAGCUGAAAAGGAUCUGAGGCCUGAGUUUGAUCUCGAGGUCACUGAGCAGCCUCCUACUCUCGAUCAAGUCAAGACCAUUCUCGACUAUGUCGGCCAACCCGGCAUUUCCUCGGUUAUCAAGGGCGCCACCAGUGAGAAUGAGGCGCUUCAGAAGUUCAAGCAGAGCGCUGACAGCUUCCAAAAACCUUUGGUUGUCGACUGGGCCAAUGGCAAGGCUCACGUAGGAGAAAACGAGUCUGAGAUCCUGAAGAUGCUCAACGCUCUCCCCAAGAAAUAG